ACUUAUGGUCCAUAUUACCCUCACGUUUCCUCUUAAUCUACGCCGAAACCAACCCUCACCGCGUUGACUCCUUCUCAAAUUUGAAACAGUCAAAAGGACUUAAUCGUCACUAAAAUAUAUUAUUCACACAGCUGCCACUCGUAAACGCAAGUCUGUAUACGGAAGCUUCAGUUCUUCGAUUUCUUUUGACCUUUGAAUAUAAACCCUAAAAUGUCAAUGUUCAAUUACAACUAUUAUUUAUUGUUUAUUUUCAUUCAUUCGUUGAAUUCGUCGUGAUUUCGCGUUGAAGGAUCGUGAUACUGUUUGCUGAUUGUUGUUUCGUUCGUAGUGAUUUUUCAUCGAAGGAUCGUGAUUCAGUUCGCUGAUUGUUGUUUCGGUGUUUCUUCAAAAAGGAUUCAAAUAUCAUAGUAUUUGUGUAGAAUGCGUGCACCAUCAUUGUUUACACAAUGCUUGCCUGGCUUGGUGCCCCAUGAUCGGGUAGGUAAUAGUAUGUCCCUUGCAUCGGAUAAGGAGACGCAUCUGCCUUCACCAGCUGUUGAAAUUAUACCCUCUAAGAUGGGACAUCCCUACAGAUAUGCUGGGGAGAACAUGGAUUGGCAAGGAGUUAACCUCCUCAAGGGAAGGGUUAGUGUCUCAGAUAUAAUAGAUUCAGAGUUGAUUCCAUCAAAACCUGAAGCAUCUUUGAAAUCCUGGGACAGCUCGUUGGAUCUUGUUAAUGUUCUCAAGCAUGAGAUUAAGGACGGACAGUUAAGCUUUCGAGGCAAAAGGGUGCUUGAGCUUAGUUGCGGCUAUGGAGUCCCAGGGAUCUUUGCUUGUCUGAAGGGAGCUUCAACGGUACACUUUCAAGAUUUGAGUGCAGAAACUAUACGAUGCACAACAAUCCCAAAUGUUAUGGCCAAUCUUGAGCAGGCUCGGGAAAGACAGAGCAUGCAGCCCGAAACUCCCGUUACUCCAUCAAGGCAAAUUCUUUCUCCUAUGGUUCACUUUUACGCUGGAGAAUGGGAAGAACUUUCUGGAGUCUUGUCUACUGUGAAGAAGAAUGUUCUAGAAGUUUCACCAACAAUGAACCUUAGCUUCUCAGAGGAUGAUUUUAUGGAUACGUAUAGUAGUCAUGAUGGUAGCAUCAAUGGUCGGGAAAGUUCCGCCAGGCAAUCAAGGAGGAUUUCUGCAAGCAGAGUGUGGGAGAGUGCUAAUGAUGCAGAUAUUGGUGGAGGAUAUGAUGUCAUAUUGAUGACUGUUAUUCCACAUUCAACAACUUCUUUGAGAAAACUGUAUGCACUAAUUAAAAAGUGCUUGAAGCCUCCUUAUGGAGUAUUAUUUGUUGCCACAAAAAGACAUUAUGUUGGCUUCAACAACACAGCUCGGCAGUUGAGGAGUCUUGUAGAUGAAGACGGUAUUUUUGGAGCUCAUUUAAUUAAAGUAGUGACAGACACAGAAAUAUGGAAGUUCUUUCUCAAGUGAACAUAUUAUCAAACAUCCACAGGAUACAAUCAGUAAGAUUACCGUCAGAUUAUUAAUCUUUCAUUUUUUAACCAUAAUCUCCUUCAUUAAGUUUACAUAUCUAGUGUACUUAGCUUAUAUGUUUAGCUUAUAAUUCAUUUAAAUAAGCAAUACUAGGCUUCAAAUUAUGUUGCCUUGUGUAGUUGUGUUCCCCUUUCAAUACCUCUUCAUUUUUUUAUUAUGUACACUGUAAUACUUAGAAAUUCUGUUAGUUCUUUUAUUAAUAGAAUAGCUGUAUUUUCUUCUUA
This is a messenger RNA of Helianthus annuus (common sunflower), 1748 nucleotides long. RefSeq names its product histidine protein methyltransferase 1 homolog. Bases 421 to 1461 code for a protein of 346 amino acids. The transcript has 9 exons. NCBI's taxonomy places the organism in Eukaryota, Viridiplantae, Streptophyta, Magnoliopsida, Asterales, Asteraceae. The record is from RefSeq and is a predicted model, not a curated record.